AUGGCUUCCUCCUUCGCAUCACCCUCGGGAUUCGUAUCGUCUAAAAGUUCUGCGUCCUCCACUCCACGUCUGCGCAUUAGCACACGUUCGAGACGUAGUAAAAGUGGAAAUGUCAAAGUCGUGGCGGCGAAUUUUACGAGCAAAAAAGCUUCCUCCUCUUCUUCCUCUCCGUCGUCGGGAAAGAAACAGCAGCAGCAACAACAACACACACAGAAAGGAGAAGUGGUGAAGUUUUCAUCGUCCUCGAAAGGCAGAAGAGGAGGCUUGGAUGUCGAGAGCAAAAGAACUUCCCCGAGUAAAGACCAACCGCAUUUAUACUUUGACGAGGCGGUAAUAAUCGUCUCUGGAGGAAAAGGAGGCGACGGCGAAACGUUCAAGAAAGCAAAACCGAAAGUUGUGAAGAACUCAAAAUUCAAACGCGGAACGCAACAGGCGAAAUUUAUAGAACUUCCAUCGGCAGAACCUGCGGAUGGUGGGAUUGGAGGGUCCAUAUAUAUCGUGUGCGAUCGAUUUACGGAUUCGUUGUUGCACUUGCACGAGCGGAAAGAGUGGCGAGCGAAACGCGGGUACCACGGGGGAGCAGCUGAAUACGCGAAGCCAGGGAGAGAACGACACAGAGUCGCGCCGGAAAUGGAACCACUGUGCAUCAAAGUGCCACCGGGAACCGUGAUACGAAAGAAACGGAGUGGGGAGUUGAUUGCGGAUUUGACGCAACCGGGAGAAAGAGUUUUGAUAGCGAGAGGUGGGAACGGAGGUUUAGCAGCCAGACGAGCAGAAAAGGUUGCGGGAAGCGAAAGCAUGGGUUUAGGAGGAAGAACAAAGAAAGAAGGAUACGCGGAUGAUUUCGAAAUAUCGACGGUUGAAGUUGAAUCAAAGGCGUGGGAGGCGACGAAAGGUGAAGACGGGGAGACUAUGCAAAUCGAGUUGUUGAUGCGAGUGGUCGCGGAUAUAGGAUUGGUAGGUCUUCCAAACGCGGGAAAAUCGUCAAUCUUAAAAGCAAUCACGAAAGCAUCGCCAGAGAUUGCUAAUUAUCCGUUCACGACGUUGAUGCCGAAUCUUGGCGUCGUCAACACGCAGAAAGACGAAGAGGAUGAGCUUGAAAAACUUUUAAAAAUGGCUGAUAACGGAGAGUUGUUGGAAUCGAGUGAUGCAAAAAUUAAAAGUCAAACGCCAACGAUUGCUGAUUUGCCCGGUUUAAUAGCCGGCGCGCACAAAGGAAAAGGAUUAGGACGUGCAUUUCUCAGACACUUAAGGAGAACGAACGCGAUGGUGUGCGUCGUCGAUGCGAGUUCGCAAGAUCCUGCGGGAGACUAUGCCACCGUGCGAGAGGAACUUCGUUUGUAUAAUCCAGAGUAUGUCAUACGACCGCACGUUUUGUGUUUCAACAAAUGUGACGUCGAAUGGGCGAAAUUGCGCGUUCCUGAGCUCAUUGAAAGCGUGGAAAGUAUGGACGAAGAAAGAGUUGGAAGUAAACCGGUGAAAAUAUUGGCCACUUCGGCCGUAGACGGGACAGGCAUGGAAGAGUUAGCGAAAGAAUUAGCCAAGUUAAUGCCAAAGUCGUAG
Bathycoccus prasinos is the source of this 1563-nucleotide messenger RNA. RefSeq lists its product with no specific name. The coding region runs from base 1 to 1563 and encodes 520 amino acids. The transcript has a single exon. Gene Ontology annotation, molecular function: GTP binding; GTPase activity. The record is from RefSeq and is a predicted model, not a curated record. Gene Ontology annotation, cellular component: mitochondrion. Lineage: Eukaryota; Viridiplantae; Chlorophyta; Mamiellophyceae; Mamiellales; Bathycoccaceae.